UUUUUUUUUGCUUGUAGUGCUCAGCAUCUGCAUGUGCUUUUAAUCAUGACACCAUCUACCUCAACAAGAAACACUUUUAUUCUGCUGUUUUAUCUGAUAUUUACAAUUCUACAUGUCAAGGCUAUUGGUAAAAGCGGAUGUUACCAGAAAUACAGACAGGGAAUCUGGAGAUGUGAACGCUGCACUCCAGAGUGUUCUGAGACAAGAAAUGAGAUGGAAUUUACUCCAUGCACUGAGGACAGCAAUAGGUCAUGCUUCUGUAAACCAGGUUUUUACUGUACAAAAGGAAAUAAUUAUAUCACACACUGCCAUAAACCAUGUGUUCCUUGUGGGAAUGGCACAUUCUCCAGCAAAGCCUCUCUGGGAUUCUGCAAACCUCAUAAAAAUUGUGCUCAGCUGGGGAUGAUAAUGCAUAAAGAGGGCUCAGCGACACGGGACACUGAGUGUGUGACCACAGUGAUGCCAUCCUCGUCCACUUUGUCCACUACCACCAAUGUCAUUACUACAUUCCCCGUCACUAACACUUCCAUCCCCGGGACAGGGGUCACUGCACCACUCAUAGACACUUCAGAGGAAAGCCAGUCCCAUUGGCUGCUGCUAUUGAUCUUAAUGUUGAUAAUAUUGUUGGCUGGAUUCUGUGUGCUGAUGAAAAACGGGCCAAAGAAAACCUUUUUAAAAUGUCCUGGUUCAAUAAACGUAAGAAAUGAAGAUCAUCAAUACCAGAGUCAAACUGCAGUUGACAAUCAAAAUUCGUCCAAUUCCCAAUCCCAGAGCUUGGACACAGGGAUACCUCUCGGUAGUGAUGGCAGAGAGCACAAAGGUCAGAGUACGGAUCCGAUGCACCAAUCUGGGACUGUACAACAAGUCACAAUGGAGCACAAUGGGAAGGGUGAGAACGUCAGCAAUACUGUUGGGUCCAUCUACAUCUACUCUCCUGGAAUGGUGAUUUUGGGCUCCAACUCGGGUGAUAAAAAGGAAGAGGCAGGAGUUUGUGAAGAAGUCGUUCCCCUCAUCAGCAGACCACAGCAAGAGUCAAAUCCACCCUCGCAAGAAGUCAGAAUAACAAUAAGCGCACAGGAAGAGGCUGAGGAGGAGCUGAAUCUGAGUUUUCCUGUGCCGGCAACUGGAAAGUGAGAAGUUCAUGAUGGCCUUUAGGAAGAUUCCAAGUGGAAUCUAAAGACUGAAGAUCACAAGUGGCCAUAUAUAAGAUUCCUGGUAAAGCAUGGCAUCAGCAAUGGCUAUGUCAUGGUUUCAGUUCCAGAGAAACAUGCACGCUGGAAAAAUGUACAGGCUAUUGUUUGUACUGUAUGCUGAAUACAGAAUGCACAGAUGUACAAGAUGGAAAAUGCUGAGUAAUUACGCUUUCUUGCACAUCAAGGAAAGAUUUAUGCUUAAUUUAAGUUGGUCAGUUUUUAGAAUUGCACAUGUCUGAAUUGCUGCUGCAGCGAAAAUGGGACAAAGACACGCAUGAAGACUGUGCACAGGAGGUACAGAUGAAAGUGUGAUAAAAACGCCCUCAAAGGUGUUAUGAGUUUUCAAAAUGAAUAGCCAUCAGAUAGAGGCAGCACGACUGAAACGCACAUGAUGUGUAUGAAUUGUUUUAUUGUUUAAGCGGGUGGUCGAGAACCUAAUAAGUAUGUCUCAAUAUUUCUAAUCAUACUUUUGUUCUACUGUGUGGGCGUUUCAUAUGAAUGUCUAAAAAUACCCAGCCUCACCUUCGGAAAGAAGUUGUCUGAUUUGACUGUUGUAGGUAGGGAUGCACUGAUACCUCUUUUUCCAGUACUCGCCCGAUACCGAUACUUUUAGUUUUGGUACUUGCCAAUACCGAGUACCAAUACCAAUAUUUUUAUUUCAUUUGUACAUUUUUUAAAUAUUGGGUACAAAAAAACAAAAUAAUAUGUAUAAUGUUAGCUGGAUAACUUAAUUGAUUAAAUAGAUAUAGUCAAACCAUAAUGUAUUCAGACACCUUCAACAUUUCACUUAAUCACAGAUUAUUCUCUAUAGUUCAGAAGGAGGUAAGAAAAUAUGACAAGAACUCAUAUUUAAACUGUGUCAACAAAUUCAUCCUGAUAAUGUUAGAUAACUUUGAUAGAAAGGUAUAUAAUUGCUUACAAUUAGGGAUCCACUGAUACUGAUACUGGUAUCGGGCCGAUACUGAGCUCCUGUACUCGUACUCGUUACAACCAAACGGCGAAGUAUUGAUAGCUGUGUAAAUACUGUUAUACUAACAGCUGUCUGAAUAAUUUUUGGUUGAACUGUUUUUUUAUCUGGACCGUGGUGCAAUUUAUAUUCCAAAGCCACUCAUAUAAUGCAGAAACACUCAAGCAAGCAAAACAUGUGCCAUGCGAGCAUGUAUUUGAGCUGUUGCAGAAUGAAAGGGACAGUAUAACGUACUGCCUAGCGCAUUACACACAGGCUGCUAGAUUCACUUUCUCCAGAAAGCCAUGUAUGCCUAUAGCUGAAAAUAAAUGAUGUUUAUAGUGAAUGUCACUAUAAAUUGUCUUUUUUUAUUAUUCAGUUUUAAUCCAAAUGCGUGUGCUCUCUCUCUCUCUCUCUCUCUCUCUCUCUCUCUCUCUCUCUCUCAUUACCGUUAAGUAACGUGUGCAUUGUUUUACUUAAUUGUUCCAGUGGUGAAAUGUAUAUUCACUCGACGAGCUCCUGCAUCUCCGCCGCCACAUGCUUUUUUUUUUUUUGCUGUUUUUUUUUUUUUUGUCUGAAUAUGGCACUUAUCACAUGCUGUGUGGUAUUGGCGUUUGGUAUCAGGGCAUUUUUACGAGUACGAGUACAGGAGCUCAAUAUCGGCCUGAUACUAGUAUCGGUAUCAGUGCAUCCCUAGUUGUAGGAGGUCUGGUCAGGAGGAACCACAUGUUCAGAAUGAAAUUUAUUCUUCAUUCUUCUCACAUCCUCCAUUCACUUGAGCUUGUGUGCUUGUCAUUUUGCUUUGUUUGCAGUGUACAUGAAUGUUUGAUUUUUAAAAUUUGUUCAGAUUCUUCAUAUUAAGUCAAUAAAGUUCAUUCCUUCAACAA
Carassius gibelio (silver crucian carp) is the source of this 3026-nucleotide messenger RNA. Its product is annotated as tumor necrosis factor receptor superfamily member 1B-like. The transcript is spliced from 9 exons. The record is from RefSeq and is a predicted model, not a curated record. NCBI's taxonomy places the organism in Eukaryota, Metazoa, Chordata, Actinopteri, Cypriniformes, Cyprinidae. The coding region runs from base 46 to 1134 and encodes 362 amino acids. Gene Ontology annotation, molecular function: protein binding.